AUGCCGUCCAUUUCUGGUCAAUCCGUACUCAUUCUCGGAGGCUCGUCGGGCAUUGGCUUCUCGGUCGCCAAGCUGUGCCUCGAGCAGUCUGCUCGCGUCGCCAUUGCGUCAUCCAGCCAAACCAAAGUCGAGGAUGCCGUGAAGAGACUCUUGUCUCAGGUGUCACAAGCUCGGUACGAACCCAAGGGCUACACAAUUGACCUGAACAGCCAGGAAGUGGAGGAACACUUGCAGAAGCUUUUCUUGGACGUUACAAGUAAGGGCACUGAAUUGCUGGAUCACAUCGUUGUCACAGCUGGAAAGCCCGAUUUCCGUUCUAUCAAGGACGCCAGCCUCUCGCACCUGGCCAAGACGGCGCAGAUGCCGGUGUUCGUUCCUGUUCUUGUUGCUAAAGUAGGGACCAAGUUCCUGCGCGAAGGCUACUCGUCUUCCAUCAUUUUCACCUCCGGUCAGCUUGGCGAGAAGCCUAUGCCCGGAUAUUCUGCCUUCGCUGGUCAUGCCAGUGCUCAGUAUGGAUUGACGCGCAAUCUGGCUGUCGACCUUGCCCCUCGGAGAGUCAACGCUGUCGCACCUGGUGCCACGGAGACCGAGCUCUGGGGGGAACAUGCGGAAAUGCUACGGGACAUGGCAUCCAAGUCAUCGUUGCUGGGCAAGCCGGGGUCGCCCGAGGAAGUUGCAGAGGCUUACAUUUACCUCAUGAGGAACACGGACGCCACGGGUUCUAUUGUAUCUAGUAAUGGUGGUGCAACACUGAAAUAG
This is a messenger RNA of Neoarthrinium moseri, 759 nucleotides long. RefSeq lists its product as uncharacterized. Gene Ontology annotation, molecular function: oxidoreductase activity. The transcript has a single exon. The record is from RefSeq and is a predicted model, not a curated record. NCBI's taxonomy places the organism in Eukaryota, Fungi, Ascomycota, Sordariomycetes, Amphisphaeriales, Apiosporaceae. The coding region runs from base 1 to 759 and encodes 252 amino acids.